AACAGAACAAAUGGAUUCCUUCAUGUUCUUAAAACAAACAGUAAAAAAAUGUGGCUGUCAAGAGUUUUCAACUCGGGAGCAAGUAGCCCCUCAAAAAUUAAAAAUGAGAGCAGUGGUUCUCAAACUCAGCCACACAUUAGAAUGACUGGGGGAGCUUUGAAAGAUCUCAAUGUCCAAGCCACUCCCCAGACCUAACUUAAGCUGGAAUUCCUGGGGGUGGACGCAGACAUCAGCAUUAUUUUAAAGGCCCCAGUUUAUUCCACGUUUGAGAACCACUAACGUAGAGCAUGCUUGUACACAAAUGCUCCUCCACCCUGACUGGACAUCGGAAUCACCCUACAAGCUUUUAAAAACUCCUGUUCCUUCUAACAAGUCAAAGACUUUUUCUUUUUUUAAUAAAAAAAAUUUUGCUAAUUUUUAAAAGCUCCCAGAUGAUUCUUCUACGUUAGCCAGGGUUGGGAACGACCAGGUCACACUACAGAGGUAUACAUUUAGCUCUGUUUAAGCAACCAUCACAGACCCUAAACAUCUCCCAAUGGAACUACUCCUAUGCCAGCGAAAAAGGGCACCUGUGUUGGGGGGAGGAGGGGAUCCCACUAAAAACUAAAAAAUAUUCAGGUUAGAAGCUGGGGUUUCUUACUUUAAAUGUACUAAUUUUAAUGUAUAAAUUCCUCUGUUUUAGCUUUGUUAGCUUUUUUAAACUAUAGCUGAAUGGGAAGAGAAAACAGAAAUGAUCUUGUGCGUUAAUUAAGAUAACCUGGGUGAGUUUUUGUGCUUGAGUAGAACAUCCUAAAAGCCGUGCUUACACUUGGCACUACAUGAUACAGGAGCAAAGUCUGAAAAAGUCUGGCUCUAAUAUAAAAACGCAUCGUGUUCACGGAUACAAUUCUCGACAAUUCUAGAAUAGUUCUAGAACUGGACUGAAGGAAUCAUAAAGACACUGAAACUGGCUGAUUCCGUAACAGGUUGCCCCUGAACUCAUAAGUCCUCACUCUGAAGCUCUUCUCAUGGGUAACAUACCCAGGAGAGGCAGCAGGAAGCAGGUGGCGGACAGUGGCCAGUCGCCGGAAGAAGACCCAUGUGCGGCGCUGCACAGCAAACUCUAUGAAGCCAUCAUGAGGGAAGACUGCACCGCGAUCCAGGGGCUUCUAAGAAGCCACCCUGUCAACCAGCCCAUGACCAUUCUGGCCAACUCCUCCAGCUACAGAUUACUUCUGAGCCAGCAGAUGCAGUCCAUUGUCCCCAUUCACCUGGCUGCCGAAUACCGCAAGGCACAGAGUUUGCUUUGCUUGUUAGAACACGGCGCUGACCCGGAAGUAAGGGACACAAGAGGCCUCACGGCACUUCACCUGAUGCUCCUGCACUGGCCCAUCACUUCUACCACGUGGACAAAACCGGGGAACAGGAUCCAAAGGAUCCUGACAGACAUUCAGAACAACGCCGUAAGGUGUCUCCGCAUUCUGUGUGAACACGGAGCUCAGGUGAACGCACGAGUAGACAACAGCAACAAACAUUCACCCCUCCACCUGGCCAUAAUAUAUGGGACCUAUCCAGUCCUCUCCAUUUUAGCCCAAAAUGGUGCCCAUGUCAAUGCUAUUAAUGAAUCCAGCAUGACGCCCCUUCACAUGGCUGCAGACAUACUGAACAAGGAGAUGAUGGAAACGCUGAUCGCCUGUGGAGCCAACGUGAACUGUGCCGUGUCUUCCACGGGGAACACGGCCCUUAAGCUGGCGGUGUGUACCGCGUCAGGGAAAGCUGGCCGACUGCUGGCCGCGGGCGUGAGCUGCAUCCGCCUGCUGCUGAUCCACGGAGCCAAAGUAAACGCCCAAGACCACGAAGGUCAAACCGCGAUGCACGAGGCAUGUUUUGGAGGCAGAGAGGCAAUAAUCAACCUCUUGCUCGAAUUUGAAGCAAAUGUCAACAUCUUAACAAGAAACGGGGAAUCUCCGAUCUAUAUGUACCUUCAGCGCAGCUCCAAUACAAGAGACACGGUGCUUCUGGCCAGGCUACUUUACCGCUCUUACCCUCUGAGACUGACCAACAACCAAGGAACUCUACCCGCCGGAAUCAUGCUCCCAGAAUUCCACCUCUUAAGGGAAACCCUAAUAAAGUUAUCACAAAAACCCUUAUCCCUAGAGGACAUCUGUAAAAGAAACAUCAGAAAUAUCUAUGGCGAGAAAUACAAACAACACGUGAAGCAACUUCUCCCAGGGAAGAUAUGGAAUUCUGUCUAUGGUUAUUAUGACUUAGCUUACCUCUUGAAAUAAGAUCUCGAAGUUUCACAGUGCCAUGGAGUUUCAGUAACUCAAAUCGCAUUUUCUGGUUAGACAUGCACCCAGAAAACACUUAACCCAUUGCUUUAUAC
Equus quagga is the source of this 2365-nucleotide messenger RNA. RefSeq names its product ankyrin repeat domain 61 (gene ANKRD61). The coding region runs from base 1008 to 2267 and encodes 419 amino acids. Gene Ontology annotation, molecular function: protein binding. The transcript has 3 exons. The record is from RefSeq and is a predicted model, not a curated record. NCBI's taxonomy places the organism in Eukaryota, Metazoa, Chordata, Mammalia, Perissodactyla, Equidae.